Molecule: messenger RNA, 2058 nt
Organism: Entelurus aequoreus (snake pipefish)
Lineage: Eukaryota; Metazoa; Chordata; Actinopteri; Syngnathiformes; Syngnathidae
Product: oocyte zinc finger protein XlCOF6.1-like
Exons: 2
Coding region: 105-1424 (439 amino acids)
Source: RefSeq, a predicted model, not a curated record
GCAAGUUGCAUGCAAACAGAGCAUUUUCUUAAGCCCACCAAACGUGCAUUGAGUGUGGAGCGAUGGCGUGUUAUCUGAAGUGAAGAUUGAAGACGUGAUAGAAGAUGGACGACUACUGCUAUGCUAAGAUGGCGACGUCCGCUAAAAGAGAACAUGAAAGAGAAUCAGCGCCACCAACGGAGAACAAUCUGAAAAGCGAAGAUGAAGACGUCCGGCAGCUGAUCGGUAAUCUAGAAGAAGUUUCCCCUCAGUUAGGGGGGAGCUCCACUUUGAAGCAGGAGACUCCACAACCACCCUGCAUUAAAAAGGAAGAGGAGGAACUCUGCAUCACUCAGGAGGGAGAGUGUCUUCUAGGACGAGAGGAAUCUGAUUACACCAAGUUUCCACUGAGUAUUCUCUCUGUGAAGACUGACGAUGAUGAAGAGAAACCACAAGCAGACAACCUCUUAGCUCCACUAUCAGAUAGUGAGGCUGAAGACGAGGUUGAAGAACCUUUGAGCAGCGAUACAGACUGUGAAGGUGAUAUGAGGACUCACACUGACAACAAACACUCUGAAUGCUCUACAAAGAAGAGAGGUAAAAAAUGUUUGAGCUGCUCAGUUUGUGCUAAAAGUUUUGCUAAAAAGAGCCAUUUGACUCAACACAUGAGAACACACAUAGGUGAGAAACCAUUUAAAUGUUUAGUUUGUGGCAAAAGUUUUUCUCUAAAUUGCCGUUUGACUCAACACAUGAGAACACACACAGGUGAAAAAACAUUUAAUGGUGCAGUUUGUGGAAAAAGCUUUUCUCAAAAUAGCUAUUUGACUCAACACAUGAGAACACACACAGGUGAAAAACCUUUUAAUUGUUCAGUUUGUGGAAAAAGCUUUUCUCAAAAUAGGACUUUGACUAAACACAUGAAAACACACACAGGUGAAAAAACAUUUCAUUGUUCAGUUUGUGGCAAAGGCUUUUCUCAAAAUGUCCAUUUGACUCAACACAUGACAACACACACAGGUGAAAAACCAUUUAAUUGUUCAGUUUGUGGCAAAAGAUUUUAUCGAAAUUACCGUUUGACUCAACACAUGAAAACACACAUCGGUGAGAAACCAUUUAAAUGUUUAGUUUGUGGUAAAAGCUUUUCUCAAAAUUGCCGUUUGACUCUACACAUGAGAACACACACAGGUGAAAACACAUGUAAUUGUUCAGUUUGUGGCAAAAUCUUUUCUCGGAAUAGCUCUUUGACCGAACACAUGAGAAGACACACAGGUGAAAAACCAUUUAACUGUUCGGUUUGUGGUGAAAACUUUUCUAUUAAGAGCCAAUUGACUGAACACAUAAGAACACACACAGGUGAAAAACCAUUUAGUUGUUCAGUGUGCUCUAAAAGGUUUCCACAUAAUGCAGACGCAGUAAAACACAUAAGAACACACAAGGGAAAAUAACCAAUUAGCUGUUUAGUUUGUGGUAUGUUGCUCAUAUGUGGUGACAUCCCCCCUACCCAGGACCUCCUCACUGCUUCUUUCACAAAUAUCUGAGGUAUUCAUACAAAAUUUGAUUAUUUAGAGCAUAAUCUUAUCUACUCAUGACCCCAUGUCUUCUCUGUAUCUGAAACCUUCCUGAACAGUAAGAUAGAUGAUGCUUCAAGUGCUUGGUUACUCCUUCUUCAGUCCAGGGACCUGGGGCCUCAUGUGUCAAGUUUGUGCACACUCAAAAACCUGCACUACACCCUUUUUCACUGCAAAGUUGAGAUGUAUCAAAACUGACGUUGACGCAUAAGUGAUGCUGGGUAGCUGUUUGCAUAACAAACUGCCAACUUUUACUCCUCAGACUGAUCGAUGUGCAAAUCAGAGACAUAUGAACAAUUAACCCCCAAAACCCACAACCCAACCCCCACCUCCCUCGACAUUCGGGCAUAACCGGUUCAAUCCAGCCCGCGAGAUGAGUUUGCGAAGUGCAAAAUUCAGCUGCAUUUUUUAAUGAAAGAAGCUGCUGUUCUAAUUGUGUCCACUAGAUGUCGCAAUAGCAAUUAUGUUAGGCAAGCAAAUAUAUUAUACCAAGGCAAGCAAGUACACCAAG